AUGGAGGACACCGACAACCCAGAGGACGUCCAAGAAAGCAAUAUCGCUACGCAGGACGACGAAAAGAAGUCCACCGAUUCCGUCGAAGCCAAGAAGUCACAACCCACGAACACGCAACGAUUCUAUCUCACCAGAGGCAACAGCGCCAUUCAAGCUUUCAACGACAGGAGAUGGAAGGCCUGCUAUUCAAUCAGUACCGAGCUUCUCGCCGAUCCGAGACUGCCAUCCUUCUGGCGCGCCCAAUGCAACUUGUUGAUGGCCACCAGAGAUGAUCCGACGGCUGUCGAGUACGCCAAGUCUGCUGUCAAGUGGGCGGAUCGUGUUCUGGAGCAUAAACCGACAGAUGCUGCUCUUCUGAAGAUCCGCCGCGAGGCACAGUCCAUUCUCGACGACCAGCCAGACACUGCUGAGGACGCCGGCACUCCCGAUCCCCCACCCAAGAAGUAG
Messenger RNA from Cyphellophora attinorum, 447 nucleotides. RefSeq lists its product as uncharacterized. The transcript has a single exon. Bases 1 to 447 code for a protein of 148 amino acids. The record is from RefSeq and is a predicted model, not a curated record. NCBI's taxonomy places the organism in Eukaryota, Fungi, Ascomycota, Eurotiomycetes, Chaetothyriales, Cyphellophoraceae.